Molecule: messenger RNA, 1563 nt
Organism: Cimex lectularius (bed bug)
Lineage: Eukaryota; Metazoa; Arthropoda; Insecta; Hemiptera; Cimicidae
Gene: bys
Product: bystin
Exons: 7
Coding region: 201-1457 (418 amino acids)
Biological process (GO): rRNA processing
Cellular component (GO): preribosome, small subunit precursor; nucleolus; cytoplasm
Molecular function (GO): snoRNA binding
Source: RefSeq, a predicted model, not a curated record
UUUCUAAAAGAUGACUAGGAGAAUCAAACUACAAAUUAUUAUUUUUUUUAGUUCAAUUGAUUCCGUAAACCUAAAAGGUUACCAAGCAUGAGCAUGGCAUCGUAACCUUUCUGUUAACUACCUACACUCUACAGCAAUUCAUGCCAAACAUAACCAUUCGUGUCAAGUCUUAAUCCACGUGAUUCUUCAAUAUUAAAAAAAUGGGUAAGAGCAAAAAAGUGAAGCCGUCCCAGAAGAUGGCAAAACCCACUCUGGAAGAGCAAAUCGCCGAUGCCAUUCAGCAGAAGCAAAGGCAGAAAACUAGGAUCCGAGCAGACGAGGAAGAAUCCUUUGUCGAUGCCAGGACUAGUGAAAAAAUCCUCAAAGAGGCUAGGAAGCAACAACAGGAGCUUGAAGAAGAAACUAUAGAAGGUUCACAAUUUUCUGCAGCCAAAUUGCACACUCUUGAUGGAGAGGAUGGUUCAGAUGAAGAAGAAGUUUUAGAUGAAACUCAGGACUUUUAUGAAAAUGUUGUUAUAAAUGAGGAAGAUGAGAAAGCUCUUGAACUAUUCAUGAACAAAAACCCAGCUCCGCGGUUAACUUUGGCUGACAUAAUAAAAGAAAAAAUCACAGAGAAACAAACAGAAUUGCAGUCACAAUUUUCCGAUAAUGCCAGUGUAAAUCUUCAGGAUGUUGAUCCUCGUGUUAAAGCUAUGUACGAAGGGGUGCGUGACGUUCUGAAAAAAUACCGAGCUGGAAAAGUGCCCAAAGCUUUUAAAAUCAUACCUAAACUUCGUAACUGGGAACAACUAUUAUUUAUCACUGAACCUGAAUCAUGGUCUGCAGCCAGUGUCUAUAUGGCUACGAGGAUAUUUGCAUCCAACCUGAAAGAAAAAAUGGCUCAACGGUUUUACAACCUUGUCCUUUUACCUAGGAUAAGAGAUGACAUAACUGAAUACAAAAGACUAAAUUUUCAUCUGUAUCAGGCAUUAAGGAAGGCGUUAUUUAAACCCGGAGCAUUUAUGAAAGGUUUUAUUAUUCCUCUUUGCGAGUCUGGAACAUGUACAUUGAGAGAAGCAAUUAUAAUUAGCUCUGUUAUUGCCAAAAAUUCUGUCCCAAUGCUCCAUUCUGCAGCAACUAUUUUGAAGAUUGCCGAAAUGGAUUACACUGGUGCCAAUUCGAUUUUCCUCAGGGUUUUACUUGACAAAAAAUACGCUCUACCAUAUAGGGUAGUAGAUGCAGUUGUUUUUCAUUUCUUAAGGUUCCGCAAUGAGAAAAGGGAAUUGCCAGUGUUGUGGCACCAAGCAUUUUUAACGUUUGUUCAGCGGUAUAAGAGUGACAUAAGCUCCGAACAAAAAGAGGCCUUACUUCAGCUUCUUAAAUAUCAAUUUCAUCCAGUAAUAACACAGGAUAUUAGAAGAGAAUUGCAAUUCUCUAAGUGUAGAGAUGUGGAAAUUAGUGAGCCUAUGGCUGAGUGAUGUACAAAGUUACCUGUCUUAUGUACAAAAUUUUUAAUUUUACUGUAAAUAUAUUAUACAAUGUACUGCACAAUUUUUUAAAAUACAAUGAUAUAUUUAGUUUAUA